GUUAAAGUUCCGUUGGGAGUGCAGGCCAAGCGCGUCACUUCAGUUGAGCGCCAACCUUUGCGCUGCGAACAUUGCGCACGCGGGAGCCGUGCUCGCUCUCUCGGUUCCUGCUGCCAUCUCCCUCCACCGUUGGAACGGAUUGUCGUACGGCAUUUCGGAGCGAACAGCCCCCGGAGAGUGAGAGAAACGAGCGCGAGGAGAGUUUUACGACUGUCUACGACUCGCCAGCCGGCGUCUGGCUGAAGUGACGGCCAUUCAGCAUAAGACCACGUGCGUACACACAACGGCGCAAGAGAGCAUCGCCCUGCGAGCGCGUCUCUUGACCUGCGUCGCUAAGGGAUCGCUAAGUGCGUGGUCCGUGGCACGUAUAGCGUUCGCGUACGUGCUUGAAUGGACUGCCGUUGUGAAUAGUGGAUGACUCGGAGACAGCUGUAAGGGGCAGAGUGAUCCUAGUGUGUUCUUGUUUCCGGUGCAGCGUCCUAUGUAUGUAUGUGCCGAGUGGUUUCAAAGUAGCGCGCGCGCACGCGCUUCGAAUUAGUCACAGGGCAGUCGCUCUCUGUACGAGCGCGACUCAUCUACUAUACAUAUACGUAGAGGCAGCGCAGCGCUGGGCACCAGUACGCUACUAUUUCACGACUCUGACGCGCUCGGUAACACGUACGCCGUCAGCUGCGUGAAAAUCGAGGCGCGCGUGCACCGCGCAGUGAGCAGGAAAAAGUCCCGCGUCAUCGCGACUGCGUGUUUACGCGUGAAGCGGCGAGCUUCCUCGGAUGAGGAGAGGGAUGUGAAAAUUAAAACGGAGAAGCAUUUUACGUGAGAAGAUUGCGCGCACGCGGCCGGCGAAAGUGACAGGAGGUACGCGGCGUUUGUGAGAAAAGUUAGUGCGCGAGCCGAUUUCUUUCGCUUUGACGACGCAGGCGAUGAAGCCGUCGACGCUGCUGCUUCGGUUCGGCGCAAACUGACAGGGAAAUUUUAUGUAAUUACGUGCGCGGCGCCGCGAUCGAGCAACAACAAAGUCGAGGCCGCCGCUGGCGCUUUCUUUACGUAAGACACAAGAGUAAGCAUGCAUUACAUCAGCGGAGAUGCUGAUGCCGCUCAUCAGGAAGAUCGAACGCUAGUCGCCGAUUUUGGAUUCCGCCUGCCGGCGGAUAGGAUAAACUCGCUGCAGAAGGAAGUUAUUGUGUUGUGCAAGAGCGCCGUUGUUAUCGUUGCCGUUGCCGCCGUCGCAGUUCCGCCAGGUGAGCUGCCUGGAUAAUAGCCGCAGCAUCGACGACGUGCGAGAAAAAGAGCGCACCCCGGACCGGAAGUGAAAUUCGCGCGCGGCUCUAACCAGUGUAUUAUUGUGUCUACUGCUCGCGAACACUGUAGCGUGCGGCCAAGCGAGAGAGAGAGAGAGAGAGAGAGAGAGAGAGAGAGAGUGCGAGCGGACGUUCGCUCUGCCUUCAAUUUGAACCGUCAUCGCGCACAGACGAAGCUCAAGAUGUGGGGGCUGCGAUCUGUGUCGAUCUUAUUAAUCCUUGCCUUUGGCAUUAGGGUGGUGAACUCAAACCAAUGCCUCACCAUGUUAGAAGAAGUAAACCCAAAAAGGACUGCCAGGCUAGAUGGACAAACUUUAAAUAUUCAAUUCGAGAUAUCAAGAAGGGUAACUCAGAGGUUAGUCUCGAGGGUUAUGAGUAUAUUUCUCCAAGAAAUAUUGGGUUACACUGAUAUUGCUCUCGUUGCAAAAGAGGAUGAGUUUAACGUAACUGCCACCUUUGCAAGGUUAUCUGAAAAUCUAACAAAUUCUCGAAAAUCUAUGAUUCCUGAAUCUAUGGUGAACAUGGAAGUAUGGAUUCCACCACAUUUAGAUACUGUGCCUUUACUAAGCAAACAUGAUGUCUUAAAAGUUGGAGUAGUUGCACCACCAGGACAUUUUGGCUGGUUUAUUCCAGAUAGAUUGUCAAGGCUAAAUGAUAGUUGGAUAACCUUCACAAAACAAGAGACUGCUGCGCGAUUCGAUGUCGAUGAAGUUAACCUAAGAAAAAUUAUAAAUGCUACAAUGAAACCCGACAAUGAAUACUACUGUCAAGAAUCAUUUUGUCAUGAGGGUAUGUACAUUCCUCCUCAAUGUCAAUCUCACAAGCUAAAAUCACAGCCUUGCGCACUGCUGCUGGCCGAUUACUCUGAGGCGACAAAGUUUAUAAAAGAUCAUAUUGACAAUUGGAAAUUAUAUGUAAGAGUCGCUUGGGUUGGACCAAAUCUCAAACAAAUAAUCAAGUCUUUGACUAAAGAGUAUUUGCAACUCACGCAAAACUCCGCACUAGCUGAUAGAUCAUUAGUUAUUUUACACUGGACACCGAGCAACAUAAUUCCAAAUGAAAGGGAGUUUGUAUCUGUUGAAUUUCCUAGAUGUGGCUCAAGAGGUACCAGUAUGGGAUGUCAAUAUGAAACGAGUAAAUUAGAAAAGCUCGUAUGGAACGGACUAGAGUCGAUAGCGAAGUUAGCUUUUGAAGCAAUUAACCGAGUGCAGUAUACCGACAGUAUGUAUGAAAAUCUUAUCAGCAAAUACAAUGAAAAGUUGAUAAAUAAAUAUAAUAGCUACAGUAAACUUUCUGCAAUGGAGCAAGAAGUUGCUUGUGACUGGUUGAAAGAAAAUUUAAAUUAUACUCUUGACAAUUGGAUGCCAAACGAUGAAGAUAAAAAUACUUUAAUAGUUGGAGGAAUCUUUCCAAUGACUGGUACAUUCUACACAGCAAAGUCAAUUGUUCUUGCGGCAUCAAUGGCUAAAACUGCUAUAAAUCGUAAUAACACAGUUCUGAGGGAUUACAAUUUAAAAAUGUUGAUAAACGAUGGUCAAUGUAAAUCUGAUUUCGUAAUGAAAUCGUUUAUCGACUAUAUUUUGCACAAUUUCUAUAGAAAAUUGAUUGGAGUUCUUGGUCCAGCUUGUUCCGAAACAAUAGAACCCUUAGCAGGAGUUUCAAAGCACUAUUACACAGUCAUAAUGAGUUAUGGCGCAGAAGGUUCUAGUUUCAGUGAUAGAAGUCGGUAUCCAUAUUUUUUUAGAACAAUCGGAGAAAAUCGACAAUACAAGCAUGUUUAUUUACAAUUGUUGAAGAAGUUCAAUUGGAAUCGAGUUGCAGCGUUUUCAGAAGAUGGUUUAAAAUAUACAGAAUAUAUUUCCUACAUGCAAGAGAUGCUCAGAGAAAAUGGAAUAACUUUCGUUGCCAAUAUAAAGUUUCCAAGAGAAUGGCAACCUGAAAUACUCACAAAAUACUUGGAAGACCUUAAGCAAAAACGAGCACGAAUCAUAAUAUCUGACGUAUACGAUCAAGUUGCUCGACUGGUUAUGUGCGAAGCUUAUAGAUUGGAAAUGACAGCUGCACAGGGUUACGUCUGGUUUCUGCCACUGUGGUUGCGAGAAGACUGGUAUAAUACAGAUUACUAUAAUGAACUUGGUGAAAAUACACCUUGCACUACUGCCGAAAUGAUGAAAGCUAUAAAUGGCCACUUAGGAAUUUCACACGCAACAUUUGCGCCUGACGAUAGUAUCAUGCAAGAAGGGAUCACUGUUCGUGAAUGGCGAAAUAACUAUGAGCACUACUGUGCUAUGCAAAAGGAACUCACGUCACCUUAUGCUGGUUAUACGUAUGAUGCCAUGUGGACCUAUGCUUACGCUAUCGACAAAUUGCUGAAGGAAAAUCAAAGUUACAUUUUCGAUUUGCAUUCUGAGCACACUACAACUCGGUUUACUGAUAUUAUUUCUAAGACUGAUUUUAAUGGGGUAUCGGGUAGAAUUAAGUUCGUCGGAGGGCCCUCUAGAUUUCCAGUAAUUAAUAUUUAUCAACACGUAGAUGGAAAGUCUCGUUUAGUUGGAAAUUUUCAUCCCAACAUUUCAGAAGAACUUAAUCAAGUGAUCGGAGGAACUUUAGAUUUAAAUAUGUCCGCCAUUGUUUGGCUGUCCGGAAAGAAACCGGACGAUGGCUCGGAACCACCAAAGAAAUGCGUAUUUUCAGGUUUCGCUGAAUUAUUAAAUGUCUCUUGUGAGGGUGCGAUCGUAAUCGUUAAUAUUAUAGGAUUUGGAUUGUUAGGAAUAUUCCUCGUCAUCGUCGUAAUUAUAAUCAAAAGAAAGUAUGACCAAAAAGUUCGUUUACAUGAAAAAUAUAUGAAAUCUCUGGGGCUAGAUUUACUUCAACAGGACACUUCGAGUCUUGACAAAUGGGAAAUACCGAGGGAUCGUGUGGUUAUUAAUCGUAAAUUAGGCGAAGGAGCCUUUGGUAUGGUUUACGGUGGGGAAGCGUUCUUCCCUGAAAAAGGUUGGCUUGCCGUAGCUGUUAAAACUUUAAAGGUGGGAAGCAGUACCGAAGAAAAACUCAAUUUUUUAAGCGAAGUAGAAGUUAUGAAAAGAUUUGAACACAAGAACAUAAUAAAAUUAUUAGCUGUAUGUAUAAAAUGUGAACCCGUGCUCACUGUUAUGGAAUUCAUGCUUUACGGAGAUUUGAAGACUUAUCUACUUGCUAGACGGCAUUUGGUGAAUGAUCAACAUUACGAAGACUCUGAUGAAAUAUCAAACAAAAAGUUAACAGCCAUGGCUCUUGAUGUUGCAAGAGCGCUGAGUUACUUGGCUCAACUAAAAUACGUGCAUAGAGAUGUCGCUUCUCGAAAUUGUCUUGUCAAUGCACAAAGGAUUGUUAAACUGGGAGAUUUUGGAAUGACGAGGCCAAUGUACGAAAACGACUACUAUAAGUUUAACAGAAAAGGAAUGCUUCCGGUACGAUGGAUGGCACCCGAGUCAUUAGGAUUAGGAAUAUUUACGCCCGCUUCUGACGUCUGGUCUUAUGGCGUUUUACUAUACGAGAUUAUAACAUUUGGAAGUUUUCCAUUCCAAGGCAUGAGUAACAAUCAAGUGCUUACUCAUGUAAAGUCCGGAAACUCAUUAACAGUACCAAAGGGCGUCAAGCCACAAUUGGAAGGCUUGAUUCGGUCAUGCUGGUCGGUAGAACACACGAAGAGGCCAACAGCGCCGGAAAUUGUCGACUUCUUGGCGACUAAUCAACGCGUCAUAGCACCAUGUCUCGAUGUGCCACUGGCAAGCGUGCAGCUAGAGCACACAGGAGAGAUGGAGAUGCAGUUGAACACGUCAACAGACAGAAAGUUUUCGUUUCCGUGGCCAGGUCAAAGUAAUAAGCAGAACAAUAAAUCUUCGCCAACAAUCGACAUGCCACUGGUGGACAUUAACGAUUCUACGUCGACGAAGAAUCAAAACAUCCAUUCUAUAUUGGGAACUAGCAGCACUUCUGAAAUAGAGAGUACAAAGCCAUUGCUGGGCACAGACACGACCGACUCGGCCCCUAGUAGUUCUCAAAGCGCUGGCUUGGCGCGUUACGUCAAUCUGCAACCAGGUGUCACGAGUGCAUUUUUGGACGUGCCAAGCUCGGACUCAGAUAACUACGGUAUAGCUAUGAGCGAACGUAGGUCCACGUUACCCGCAACAAACAAUUUUAACAAUAUGCCACUUUUGUAAGAUAGCGAGGUGUGUGACGUCGAAAUACACUUUUCUCUGAAUCGGCAUUGCUUCAAAACAUGCGUUUUUUCGUAGCGCUGAGAAUGUUUUUCUUUUCGAACGAUUGUGAGAAAACUAAACGUUUAUAUUAUACAGUAUAUAUAGAAUGUUUGUUUACGGGUACCUGUGAUCGUUAUUUAUUUAUUUAUUUAUUUAUUUAUUUUAAAUAAUGCUAAAUAUGACUUUGUACAUUGAUACGACUCGAUAUUUUCCUAUAGCAAAUUUGGAAAUGAAAGAAAGGGAGAGAAAGUGUGUAUAUGUGUGAGAGCGUUGUGUUUAUAAAAGAAUAUCACGUUACUGUUGAGAGAUGCUUUACUGAUUGCUUUAUUUUUGAGACUGAACACUAUAGGGGAUCACAUUUGUAUAGUCAUCUAUAUAGAAUUUGAAAGAUUAACGUGCUGUUAGUAUAGAAUUGAUUUUGUUCAAUCUCGUCAAGUAACUGUAGUCAACUAAGUAACCAUGACAAAUGCUGUAGAUAUUAUAUUUCAUGUUCAAUGUAGUAUAGUUUAUCUAUACUGAUAAUCAAAUUAAUUAUCAAGUUAGCUUUAAACGUUAAUUUAUGAAUUUCAUAUUUCAUUAGGAAUUUCGCCAAAACAUAUUUUUAAAUUGAAUAAUUAAUGUAUGAAACUCUUAGUAUGAUUUUAUAUUAAUAGUUUGUAUCGAAAGCACAGUGUCUAGUAGUAUGUAGCUUUUAGAAAAUGCGAGCAUAAACGCUUCAUAAAAAUGAUUACACAAAGAUAGAAAAACAUAUUUAUUUUAGGUAACGUAAACAGUACAAUAUAUCAAUGUAGCGUAUUCCACAAGAUUGAUUGCACCUCCGUCGUUUUGUACGAAGCCAAAAUGAAAAAGUACAUUGCUUAGUUUAACGGAUAAACUGUUUUUAUACGGAAGUGUUGCAAUCGACACUUGAAGGCUGUGACUGUAAAUAUAAAUAUCAUCAGGUGCAUUAAAAAUAUAACUUCCACGUUACACUACAUUUUUUUAUAUUUUAUUGAUUGUAUCACCUCGUUAAUAAUAUAUAGUUUGAUGAUCGUGUGAAAGUAGCAAUAAUGUUUCUGUAACAUUUGGCAAUCCUAGAAAUAGUUUCACAAUAUAUGUAUAGAGAACAUCUAUAAUUUUAUAAACUAUGUUUUAACAAAAAUCUGACAUAUAUUUUAAAUACUAAACCACGAAGACUUAUUCUGCGAUAAUGCAAAAUGAUCAAGUGCAAUUAUCUUUCUAACUUUCGUCAAAGAUAUUGUAAAAAACUGCGUUUUAAUUCGAUACAAAUUUAUAAUGCUAUUAUAAUUUUACAAAAGUUUUAUAUAAAAUAUAACUUUAAUUGUAUAAAAUUUCAUUAUUGUACGUUUGCAAUAUUUAUUAAAAUUUUUAUAUAAAUACCAUUCAAAACCUUAA
Molecule: messenger RNA, 6934 nt
Organism: Nasonia vitripennis (jewel wasp)
Lineage: Eukaryota; Metazoa; Arthropoda; Insecta; Hymenoptera; Pteromalidae
Product: venus kinase receptor
Exons: 11
Coding region: 1481-5500 (1339 amino acids)
Biological process (GO): multicellular organism development; protein phosphorylation; cell surface receptor protein tyrosine kinase signaling pathway
Cellular component (GO): signaling receptor complex
Molecular function (GO): ATP binding; transmembrane receptor protein tyrosine kinase activity
Source: RefSeq, a predicted model, not a curated record